Messenger RNA from Triticum dicoccoides, 763 nucleotides. RefSeq lists its product as uncharacterized. NCBI's taxonomy places the organism in Eukaryota, Viridiplantae, Streptophyta, Magnoliopsida, Poales, Poaceae. The transcript has 2 exons. Bases 94 to 525 code for a protein of 143 amino acids. The record is from RefSeq and is a predicted model, not a curated record.
ACUGCUCCAUCGCAGCUCUGGGCACGCCUCCUCCUGGCUCUCGCCAGUGCCAGCCGCCACCCCGUCCGAUCCUACUGUGGUGGCGGUUAAUCAAUGGAAGAGCUCGACGAGUUCGAGGUGCUCUGGCCGGAGUACUACGUGGGCCACGCUCACGCCGACGAUGACCAGUACAAGACGCCGGCGCCGGCGUCAGCGAGCGUGCAGAGCCCGGCCACGUCGUGGCAGCGGCGCGCGGCACGGUCUCGGCCGGUGGACGUUCCUCCCACUCCCAGCAGGGCCGCCGUGCUGUUGCUACGGUGGAAAGACGGCACUGAUCGUCAAGACGACUUGGCGGAGAAGGACGGCGGCGGCAAGAUCGUCGUGCCGCCGCACCUGCUGGUCUCCGGCAGGCGGCUCUCCGACGGGGAGGCCGCCGCGGCGUACACGCUGCUGCGGUCGGGGGCGGCAAGGCACGGCAAGCGGGCGCGCGACCUGCGCCACCUGCGCAACUCCGUGCUGCGGAUGACCGGCUUUAUCGAAGGAUGACACGUCCUAUGUUUGGGGCUACCACUUCAAUUUGUAGAUCAGAAAUGGUCAAAUGGAUUUGAACCGGUCUGUACGUGGCAUCAAUCCAGUCUAUCUAUCUAGUAAUUUAGUACGCGUAAGCACGUGCAUAAAUUCCUCGAAAAUAAUCUUAUGCGUGCGUUCAAUGAAUAUGUUAUGAAAGUGCAAAGAAAAAAAAACUUGUUGCUAUCGAUGGGAUUUGCACCAAGUUCCGAACCAA